UGAAGUAUUUGGAGAGGGACUAAACAAAAGUUUCCUUUUUGAGUAAUUAAUUGGUGUAUGACGGCGAGUGCCUAAUGCACCUGGUACCUUUUUGGAUGUACUCAGGACAGCCUUCUUAGAAGUUAUGUCUGCCUGUAAAUAUCGCGUAUAUGAGAAGCUGUAUGAAGCUACUUAAGAGUAUAUCAUUCAAUUUUAUAUUUAAAAAAUGAACGAUAAUAAACAAAAUUCACACGAUGAAGUCCCAGAAAUUGUAAAAAAUGCUGUAUUGGUGCAUAGCUCACCUAUUCCAAUUGAAACACCUAUUGUGAAAGGAUAUGAUUGGAAUAAGGGAAUUGACUAUCAUGCUUUACUUGAAACAUACAAAAGUUCUGGUUUCCAAGCAAGAAAUUUUGGAUUAGCGGUAGAUCAAAUUCAACAAAUGAUUAAUGCUAGAAACAUUCCUCUUGAAGAUGAUGAAAUUGAUAGCUUAGAAGAAGAUGAGUUUAUUCGAAGAAAAUCGUCAUGCACAAUAUUCUUAGGAUAUACAUCAAAUAUGGUUUCAUGUGGAAUUCGAGAUACUAUAAGGUUCCUUGUACAACAUAAAAUGAUUGACUGUAUUGUAACCACAGCAGGUGGCAUAGAAGAAGAUUUGAUCAAAUGCUUAGCACCAACAUAUAUAGGAGAUUUUAAUUUAGAAGGAAAAAGUCUUAGGCAACGUGGUAUUAAUAGAAUAGGAAAUUUGUUAGUACCUAAUGAUAAUUAUUGUUUAUUUGAAGAUUGGGUUAUGCCUAUAUUAGAUGCAAUGUUGGCUGAACAGCAAAAACGAGGUACACUUUGGACACCAUCUAAAGUAAUAACAAGACUUGGUAGAGAAAUUAAUAAUGAAGAUUCAAUAUAUUAUUGGGCUGCAAAAAAUAAUAUUCCAGUAUUUAGUCCAGCUUUGACAGAUGGCAGCCUUGGUGAUAUGAUGUAUUUCCAUUCCUUUAAGAAUCCAGGCCUGAUUAUAGAUAUAGUUUCAGAUCUUAGGCGAUUAAAUACAGUGGCUAUGAAAGCAAAAAAGAGUGGUAUGAUUAUCGUUGGAGGUGGUGUUGUAAAACAUCAUAUAUGUAAUGCAAAUCUCAUGAGAAAUGGCGCUGAUUAUUCCGUAUUUAUAAAUACGGCUUCUGAAUUUGAUGGCAGCGAUAGUGGUGCUCGUCCAGACGAGGCAAUUUCGUGGGGUAAAAUUCGAAUGGAUGCAAAACCAGUUAAAAUUUAUGCAGAAGCAUCUCUGGUGUUUCCACUUCUUGUUGGAGAAACUUUUGCUCGGCAUUACUAUUCAACGAAAGAAAAAACUAUUUCAGAUGUUUAAGAAAAAUUUAAUAAAGACAUUUAAAU
Messenger RNA from Frieseomelitta varia, 1353 nucleotides. RefSeq names its product probable deoxyhypusine synthase (gene Dhps). The transcript is spliced from 8 exons. The coding region runs from base 206 to 1327 and encodes 373 amino acids. NCBI's taxonomy places the organism in Eukaryota, Metazoa, Arthropoda, Insecta, Hymenoptera, Apidae. Gene Ontology annotation, molecular function: deoxyhypusine synthase activity. The record is from RefSeq and is a predicted model, not a curated record. Gene Ontology annotation, cellular component: cytoplasm. Gene Ontology annotation, biological process: peptidyl-hypusine biosynthetic process.